Molecule: messenger RNA, 2323 nt
Organism: Tachysurus fulvidraco (yellow catfish)
Lineage: Eukaryota; Metazoa; Chordata; Actinopteri; Siluriformes; Bagridae
Gene: hcn5
Product: hyperpolarization activated cyclic nucleotide-gated potassium channel 5
Exons: 10
Coding region: 223-1770 (515 amino acids)
Biological process (GO): monoatomic ion transport; transmembrane transport
Cellular component (GO): membrane
Molecular function (GO): monoatomic ion channel activity
Source: RefSeq, a predicted model, not a curated record
UGAAAGGAACGAGAGAAUGGGAUGUCUUAUGUUUACGAUCCUCUCUGCUACCCUACUCUGACAAACAAGCAAGUGUGCUGGAAGAAUUACUGUUUGUGUGAGCAAGUAAUAGGAAAGAAAGGCAAGAUCAGCAUAAAAGAAGUCCAGAAAUAAAAUUGCCAAAGGGGGAGCAGUGAUGUCAAAAGUGGUUUCGUGAUCAGCGUGCUUAGUCAGGGACCAGAGAUGGAAAAACAAGCACCUGGGACCCGUGGAUGCUUUAGCUGGGAUGCAUGGAGAAAUCUGCUGCUGCCCCAGUUAAACCGGCAGUCGCUGUAUGUGUAUGGCAGUGAAGUGGCUGUGGAGAAAGAACGUAUCAGGCAGAGAGAGAAAGGAGUCUUUGUCAUUCAUCCCUUCAGUCCUUUAAGGAGUUACUACAUAAUGUGCAUGGUGGCCAUAACGUUCCUGAACCUCAUUGGGAUCCCGAUAGAGAUCGCUUUUUUAGACGGCCAAGGUGGAGUGGGUUGGGAGGGAUUUAAUGUCUUCUCAGAUACUCUGUUCCUUGUUGACGUGGGACUCAACUUUCGUAUGGGGAUCGUUUCCGAGGACAACGAGGACACCAUUCUCGAUCUGAAAUCCAUUCGACAAAAUUAUUUAAAGAGCUGGUUUUUACCGGAUAUGAUUGCAGCAUUUCCAGUGGGUUACAUCCUCCUAAUUGCGGAUCUGCAAUAUCAUGGGGAUUCUCCAUCUUCUAAAGCCAAUAAAAUGGUGCGGAUUCUUAUGUUCGUGCGGAUUCUCAGUCUGGUGCGUCUUCUCCGGGUCUCUCGCUUGGUCCGAUUCUUUAAUGAAGUGGAGAAAGUGUCGAACGCCAACCUGGAGGUGGUUCGAGUGUUGUUCAGAAUCCUGUCUCUGUUCAUGAUGAUUUUUCUGCUGUGCCACUGGAAUGGUUGUGUGCAGUAUUUCGUUCCGAUGCUGGAAGAGUUUCCGUCAGACUGCUGGGUCCGUCGUGAAAAUCUAAUGAAUGCUUCAGUGGGGGAGAAAUACUCCUUUGGUGUCUUUCGUGCUCUCUCGCAUAUGACGGCAAUAUCAUACGGUUCUUCUGAUGCGCCAACAAAUGAGGUAGAGCUGUGGAUUGUCAUGACCAGCAUCAUGUCAGGAGCACUAAUGUACACGGUACUGGUUGCCAACACGGUCUCGCUGAUGACUGAUGCAGACCUCACAGCUAAAGCUUACAAUAAUAAGUUAAAUCAUCUGGAAGACUAUAUGACCUCCAUAAAGCUUCCCAAAGAGCUGCGUAUCCGCAUCUGCAAUUACUUCCUGGCUCGCUAUGGGGGAAAGUGGUAUGAUGAAAAGGAUAUACUAAACUGGGUGUCUUCAUCUAUUAAAGAGGAGAUUUUGAUGAUUAUGUGCUCAGGCCUUGUAAGAAGAGUCCCUAUCUUUUGCAACUGUGACACAAGCUUCAUCAAUGCGAUCCUUUUCCAUCUGCAGUAUGAGGUUUUUCAAGAGGGUGACGUCAUUGUGUAUCAGAACACCCCUGGCGAUCGCAUGUUCUUCAUUGAGCGGGGACAGGUCAUCGUGGAGACAGAGACUUCUGAGACAGAGCUAAGUGAUGGAGGAUACUUUUCUGAAACAUGUCUCUUGACCAGAGAAAAACAUCUGGCUACAGUUCGAGCCCAAACUAUAUGCCAGGUCUUUUCUCUGUCUGUGCAAAGUUUUUACAAAGUGCUCGAAGACUACCCAGAGGCUUUGAAGGAUGUGAAGAGAACAACUAAGAAGGCCAUAAAUGUUAUUUGAUCUCCUCAAAGAUGUAUAGACUAGAGGGUCCCAGCAUCACAUCAUGGACUGAUACAUGAGUCUGAUGACAUUUAGAUUACUCCUUAGGUCCUUUACAGUGAAGAUUAUUGGAUUGGGAUCUGAUGGAAAAUCAUAUUUAGCACACUGGAUAGUGCCUGUAAAAAAUACUCUGCUUUUUUCUGUAGGAAAGAAAAGUUCUUACUUUAUGAUAAUGAACAGCACUCUUUUAAUUCUGCUUAGCACAGUUUGCUUUUAUUAAAUUGAACAUGCAACAGUGUAACACGCACACAUAUAUAAGAAAUACAAUGCUUUGAUGCCUAAGAUUAGAUGCAUAGCUUUUCUUUGCCAAUUCUGAUCAAAAGUAAUCAUGCUCAGAUUCAGAGAACUGAUCGUUUUAUUUGUUGCACAUGUUAAUAAAUGCUUGUUCAAAUUUUACACAAAUCAAAUCUGGUGUGCUACCCAAAUACACAAACUGUUCCAGAUGCCAGCCUGUGUUUAUAUUCAUAUUGGUAAUAUGAAGCCUGAGGAAAGUUGCACUUCAUCUCCAUUUUAC